This is a messenger RNA of Juglans regia (Persian walnut), 1393 nucleotides long. RefSeq lists its product as uncharacterized. The transcript is spliced from 4 exons. Lineage: Eukaryota; Viridiplantae; Streptophyta; Magnoliopsida; Fagales; Juglandaceae. Bases 172 to 1284 code for a protein of 370 amino acids. The record is from RefSeq and is a predicted model, not a curated record.
GAGAGAGCACCGAUUUUCGUUCGGUUCAUUCAAUUUUUCCUGGAUAAUUUUGGGAAGCAACUUCACGUCGAUCGAGAACAAGACACGCCGAUCUUGGGUUUUUCUUUUACCGUUUCUGUUUUCACCGAUCUUGGGUUGUUCUUUUUCCAAUUCUACAAGGGAAUUCGAUCGAUGGAAAGGGAGAGGCGUAAUGGCAGUCAUAAUUAUCACACUUGUAAGGUGCACGGUAAUGGAGGCAGUAGAGAAUCUAGAGAUAGAUAUACAGAGUCUCUGCCGUUCGAUUCGCCUCCUUCUGCGUUUUCGUCCGGCGGUGCUGUUGGUUACAUCGAACACACCGUUUCAAAGCUGGACACUCUCGCCGGGAUUGCCAUCAAGUACGGCGUCGAGGUCGCUGACAUAAAAAAGAUGAAUGGAUUGGUUACAGAUUUUCAAAUGUUUGCUCUCAAGUCUCUCCAGAUUCCAUUACCUGGCAGGCAUCCUCCAUCUCCUUGUUUAUCAAAUGGUUUCAUCACUCCAGGACAGAGCAGUUCUGACCACAUCCCACCCUGGCGUAGACAUAGUGAUUUCUUUGAAUCAUUUCAAUCCCUUGGAGUUAAGCCUCCUCAGCGGAAGGUUUCUCCAGCUAUGAGCUCUUUACAUGGUUACUGUGGACUCAAACCGAGAGAUCAGAAAACCAUGCCUGAAUGUCUUGAAAUGGCUGCCUACAAAAGAGAAGAUUCUCAAUAUUUAGAAGAUGGGCCUUUCCCCAGCGCCUCUCUGGUUUCCAACCCAUCUUUGAGGCAUCACCGGAAGUCUAAAAGUUUAGUUAAUGCUUUAUUAGUUGAGGAUGUUGAGCUAGCUGCCGCCCUGUCUGUUUCAGAAGCUCAGGACGGUGACACUGAUAAAUAUUGCGAGAAACUGCUCAGAAGGCGUCAGAAGUCUGAAGCUGAUUUCACCCAUCACACGCCAGAAAUGUUGUUGGAGAAUAACAGCAAUACCGGUGGGUUUCUGGCAAAAACAGGAAAGGGCUUAGCCUUGAGACCCAAACCAGCAAGCCGAACUACGACAAGUCAUGAUUCUGAAACAGGUGGUUUAAACCCAAUACCAAUUGGUCUGGGAGAUUCUGUUCUGUCUGAUGACUUUUCUGUAGUGAAGAAGUCUUCAAGCACAUCAAGUUUGCAGGAUCAGGACUACAGUAGUUCUUCAUCCAUAUGGACUACUACAACUGCAGCCUUCGCAAAACCAAUUUUUGAUGGCUUGCCGAAGCCUUCACCAGGUCGAAGAAACAAAGCUGCACUUGAUUGACUAGUUAAUCUUAUCCAACUUAAUUUUUAGUUAUUUUUAUAGUUGUUCAAAUUUUCUCAGGCCAUCCGUUGCCAGUGCUUGAUGAGUAUAGAGAGGUACGACAAACAGU